AUGCCCGCCCCCGCAGCAAACAAGCGCAACAAGCGCGUGAGUCGCAACAUCAUCAUCGGCUCCGAAGCCUGGGCCCUCCCACCCGUGGGCCAUCCCGACCGUCCCAAGGGCGUGCCCGACGACCACACCAAGCGCUGGACCGUCUACGUGCGCCAGCCCGACGGCGACCCCUCCCUCACAACCUGGCUGAACAAGGUGCAAUUUAAGAUAUUCAAUACCUACGAGAACCCGCUCCGCACAUGCGACAACCCGCCCUUCCAGGUCACCGAGACCGGCUGGGGCGGCUUCACCAUCGACAUACGGUUGCAUUUCCAGCCCAUCAGCGGCGAGAAGGCGCAGUACAGGCAGCACUUCCUGCAGCUGGAGAAGUACGGCGACGAGAAGCUGCAGGCCGAGCAGGAAAGGACAGGCUGUGUGAGGAGCGAGUACCUGGAGGUGGUGCAGUUUAAUGAACCCACCGAGGCACUGUACGAGGCGCUCACCGCGGACGACCAAUGGAGCUAUCUUGCGCUGGGCGCGAAGGGUGGUAAGAAGACCUCGAGCAUGAGCACGGGACCCAAUGGACGGCCGAAGCGCGGGUUUCCCAACGGCGAGCGGAGUGCGCAGUUGCCGGAGAAGGGAGGCGACGACAUACCUUUCAGCCAGGAGCAAGAAGCCGAGCUGAUGAACCAGCUCAAGGCGAAGAUGCAGAUGGUCGAGAAGGCACUGGAAGAGGAGAACAAGAAGAGAGAAGACACGGAGAGCAAGCUCAAAUCGCUGAGGGCUGAGCUGGGACACGAGGCUGCGCAACAGGCGGCACAACAAGCGAGUGGCGAUAGAAGUCGGAGGAGGUGA
This is a messenger RNA of Paraphaeosphaeria sporulosa, 834 nucleotides long. Its product is annotated as yeats-domain-containing protein. Gene Ontology annotation, molecular function: histone binding. Gene Ontology annotation, biological process: chromatin remodeling; regulation of transcription by RNA polymerase II. Lineage: Eukaryota; Fungi; Ascomycota; Dothideomycetes; Pleosporales; Didymosphaeriaceae. The transcript is spliced from 3 exons. The record is from RefSeq and is a predicted model, not a curated record. The coding region runs from base 1 to 834 and encodes 277 amino acids. Gene Ontology annotation, cellular component: NuA4 histone acetyltransferase complex; Swr1 complex.